This is a messenger RNA of Lampris incognitus (smalleye Pacific opah), 1163 nucleotides long. It is a transcript of the gene erg28, whose product is annotated as ergosterol biosynthesis 28 homolog. Gene Ontology annotation, cellular component: membrane; endoplasmic reticulum. Gene Ontology annotation, molecular function: protein-macromolecule adaptor activity. Bases 118 to 549 code for a protein of 143 amino acids. The record is from RefSeq and is a predicted model, not a curated record. Lineage: Eukaryota; Metazoa; Chordata; Actinopteri; Lampriformes; Lampridae. The transcript is spliced from 5 exons.
CCGAGAUUGACAGAUCCACCGCCGUGAGUCCUCUCUUAAUUUACUCAUUUUCACGGGAACAUGUUCAUUCUGUAAUUCAGUAUAAUCUAUCAGGUGCAUCCAACUGACUGAAAAGAGAUGGGUCGAUUUCUGAAUGUCUUACGGAGCUGGUUGGUGAUGGUAUCUGUCAUUGCGAUGGGAAACACUGUUCAGAGUUUCAGAGAUCACAGCUUCCUAUCAGAGAAACUAUAUACAGGAUCACCAGAGUUUGUGAAUGGUCUCCAAGCACGAACGUUUGGAAUCUGGACGUUGUUAUCGUCGAUUAUACGCUGUGCCUGUGCCAUCGACAUCCAGAAUAAAACGCUGUAUCACAUCACCUUAUGGACUUUUGUGCUUGCCUUGGGACACUUCCUGUCUGAAGCCUUCAUCUACAAAACUGCACCUCUGACUAUAGGUGUCAUGGCGCCUCUCAUUGUGGCAAGUUUCUCUAUUAUGGGAAUGCUGAUUGGGUUCCAGUGUAUUCCCGAACCACAGGAGGAAGUGGGGGCUCGACAGAAGAAGUGGAAUUGAAUAAAAACAGUUUGCAGUUCUUCUUUUAUAGCCACCUCACCAUCACACACUUGUGUAAUAAGUCGUAGUUUGCUGCUCCUGUCUUGAUGGAGAUCCGGGUGUAAAAAUCAUGUUGUACUGUGGAUGAUGAAACCAUCUAUCCGAAUGGACUCAGAGUAUUUGACUUUUUUUUUUUUACAAUAAAUGAUAUUUUACUGUUAACAAUUUAAUUGAAAGAUUGAGUUUUGACAGUGUAAUUGUGACACAAUAUUGCACGGUCACAUUAUCUAUAUUAGAUUUCUGGUUUUUGAUUCACUCCCAAAUACUGAAUACAGUAUGUCAAUUUUUACAAAAAGAUCCAGAAAAUUUAGAAUUGUGUUGGAAGUUGUAACCCUCGAGAGUCCUUCACAUUGGGAAAUAAAAUGCAACUGUUUUUCCCUCGUGCAAAUUCAAGAUGUGUCAUUUACCUCCUCAGUUUGUAAAUGAGAAUAAAAGGGCUCUGUGUAACUUCUACCUGAGUGCUGACCUCUUCAGCAAUAUGAACAACAAAUUUAGAAAAGAAAAAAAAAUUCAAAUUGAAAAGCAGUGGAUGUCCAGCACAUUGACAUUGCUAUAUUGAAACACCGUCAGUAGAC